Molecule: messenger RNA, 1645 nt
Organism: Cotesia glomerata
Lineage: Eukaryota; Metazoa; Arthropoda; Insecta; Hymenoptera; Braconidae
Product: sporozoite surface protein 2-like
Exons: 3
Coding region: 77-1609 (510 amino acids)
Source: RefSeq, a predicted model, not a curated record
AAUAUAUUUAAGUAAAUUUUAGAACAGUUAGUUAUAAUGUUUAUAAUGUUGUUUUUUUAAGUUUGAUUUGAACAAAAUGGCGGAUCAACGGCGACGAAUAUCCCAACAAGAACUCAACAACAAUUUCAUGCAGUGGGUAGUUGGACCAAAUAACCACUGGGCUCGAAACUUUGGUUUCCAAUACCAAUUAGGACACCAACAAGCCAAUCGGAAUAUUUGGUAUAUCCCACCACCGCCAGUAGCUCCGCUUGCAGCUCCGCCUAUGAUGCCACGAGCAGCUGAACGUGCAGCUCUGAUGAUGCCUCCACCACCACCACCGCCACCAGCGAAUCCAGCUGAAAAUUCCCCGGGACAUCAACGAGAGAAUCCACCAGCAAAUUUGCCAAUGGAUUCGCCAGCUAAUCCACCAGAGCUUCCUCCAGUGGAUUUGCCAGCAAAUUCCCCAGGACAUCAGCGAGAGAAUCCACCAAAGCUUCCUCCAGUGGAUUUGCCAGCUAAUCCACCAGAGCUUCCUCCAGUGAAUUUGCCAGCAAAUCCCCCAGGACAUCAGCGAGAGAAUCCACCAGAGCUUCCUCCAGUGAAUUUGCCAGCAAAUCCCCCAGGACAUCAGCGAGAGAAUCCACCAGAGCUUCCUUCAGUGGAUUUGCCACCAAAUCCGCCAGUGGAUUUACCAGCAAAUCCGCCAGCGAAUUUACCAGCAAAUCGGCUGGCAAAUCCAACAGCGAAUUUGCUUGAAAAUCCACCAGAAAAUCCAGCAAAUCUGCCAGCCGAUCUGCGAGGACAUAUGCCUGAGAAUCCACCAGCAAAUCCACGAGGAUAUUUUCUAGAGAAUCCUCAUGCGAAUUUUCAAGCAAAUUUGCCAGCAAACCUGAUGUUCAAUUCAGCAGGAAAUUUUCUGGCAAAUCCACCAGGAAAUUGGCCAGCAAAUUUACAAGUGAAUUGGCCAGGAAAUUCACAAGUGAAUUGGCCAGGUAAUUCACAAGUGAAUUGGCCAGGAAAUUCACAAGUGAAUUGGCCAGCAAAUUCACAAGUAAAUUGGCCAGCAAAUUCACAAGGAAAUUGGCUGCCAAAUUUACAAGCAAAUUGGCUUACAAAUUCACCAGAAAAUUGGCUGGCAAAUCCACCAGGAAUUUGGCUAGCAAAUCCGCAAGCAAAUUGGCUAGCAAAUCGACCCGCAAAUUUGUUCGAGAAUCCGCCAGAGAAUAUUCCAGCAAAUUUGCCAGACAAUCCGCGAGGAUAUCAGCCAGCAAACGUGCCAGCUAAUCCGCCAGCAAAUCCACCGGCAAAUAGGCCAGCUAAUCCAUCAGAAAAUUUACUAGCGAAUGUUCCACUGGAAGAUCUUCCACUUGUGCCGAGAAACUCGCAAAGUAUGUCGUCUGGCUUGAGUGCUGACGAUAUUGCAGCUCAGUGGCAACUGCGACCAAAUUCGUCGGUUGGACCUACUGUCACUUCUGGAUCCAGUCGUCGCCACUUCGCAGGUGGUAUAGGUCAUCGCAAUAAUAGAGGGCGUGGUAAAGGGCGUAGCAGAGGACGUGGCAGAGGACGUGAGAGAUGGCCGUACGAAAAGGGAAGUGGCGGAAUCGUUCAUAAUUACUACAUGAAAUAUUAAAAAUAACUUUAAGGAAGUUGUAGCGUGAUAGGCAUU